GUUGACCUUUAGAUAACGCUGUGGAUAGAUUACCGUGUUAGGAACAUAUGUUCAUUUUAAUGAUAAUUUUAAAUCAAACUAUUUUAUGAAGAUUUUUGUUUUACUGCUGAAAAUAUUGUAUGAUCGGGAACGUUUUAUACUUAGCUAGUAACAGCUGCAGUUAAUGCACGUUACCACUGGCCUCAAUACCACAGUUGACCAUGUAUAAUGUGAACAUGUCAACAUUUUCUCCAUAUAACCGUCAUAUAAUUUAGAAAUAACUACCAAUGGAUCCCGUCCACUUUUUCAAUGAAUUCCAUCGAUUAAAUCUAACAACAGGACUACCAAAUUAUGGUUAUAUAUAUUAUGCUGAUCUUUACUCUUCGAAUUCAUUCAUCUUGGAGAUUUUAAUCAGCUUACUAUGUAUUGGUGGUAUCACAUCAAAUUGUCUUUUGUUUAUCUUUCAUAUAUGUGCUAUACUGUAUGGUAAAAAACAUUUGUAUCAAGUGCCUUAUCCAAUAUAUCUACAGAAAGUGUAUAAAUAUCCAUUGUAUCACCGAUGUAUGCGUCGGUUGUAUCUAAUACUUUGUAAAUGGCCAUUAUCAUAUGUUGUUUCACUUAUUACCUUGUGUUUACAAUGUAUAUUUUGUUAUAAAUGCAAAAGUAAGGUUAACAAGCUAACGACAACAAAGCAUAAUAAUGCUACAAUUACAUCAACAACAAAUGCUGACGUUAAUACUAUAACUACCUCUCAGAGUACACUUAUUCCACUGUCGACAGAUAAUGACAGUGGUAAUACAUACAAUAAUAAUAACGUAAUGAUUGAUAUGAAGUUUGAAGUACACUGGCCCGGUGUUUCGAUUCUUAAACCUUUAUCUGGUAGAGAUCCCAAUUUAGAAAAUAAUUUGUUAUCAUUUUUUCAAAUGGAUUAUCCUAUAUUUGAAUUGCUGUUUUGUAUAGCUGAUAAAGAAGAUCCAGCUUACGAGCUUGCUGAACGUUUAAUUAAACAAUAUCCACAUGUUGAUGCACAAAUUAUCAUAGCCAAAGAUUUAUUUGGUAUUAACCCGAAGAUCAAUAAUUUACAAGCUGGUUAUGAAGCUUCCAAGUAUUCGUUGCUAUUAAUAUCAGAUUCAGGUUUAUGGAUGCGUUCAGAUGCAUUAAUGGAUAUGGUAUCGUCAUUAGAAGUGGAUCCAAAAGUUGGUCUCAUCCAUCAAGUGCCUUAUAUGAAGCCAUAUAAUGGAAUUUUAUCAUCUAUACGAGACAUAAACAUUGCAUCUUUUCAAGAACGCUCCAAACAUAUUAAUUGUAAUCACGUUCAUAAAACAACAUUAAGAGCAAGAACAUCAAUAGAUUUAGAAUAUAUUCCAACCAUUUGUGAACAACCAUCAUUUACCUGGAUUGUACAGUUAGUUUUUUUUUCAUGUUGGCAUGCAAAAGUCUAUUUGACUGCAUCAUUUCUUAAUGUGAAUUGUGUAACUGGCAUGUCAUGUCUAUUACGUAAGUCAACAUUAAGUGAUUCCGGUGGUUUUAAACAAUUUGGCUGUUAUCUAGCAGAAGAUUAUUUCAUAACAAAGUAUAUAUCUAAUCGAGGUUGGAAAAUAUCUUUAUCUCAUCAACCAGCUUGGCAAAACUCACCAGCACCUUGUCUAUAUCAAUUUUAUUUACGAAUAUUACGUUGGUCACAGUUGAGACUAAGUAUGGCAAUUUUGAGUUUUAUAUUUGAACCAUUCACAAGAUGCCUACCAAAUGCUUUAUUGGGAGCUUUCACAUUUGCUUAUAUUUUUCCAAAUUUUAUUGAUCCAGGUGUAUAUUUUAUGUGUUAUACCCUAAUAUGGUUUUUGUUAGAUUAUAUAUUAUUACGUCAAAUUUAUCCACCAGCAACUCCAAUAUGUAUCACAAAAUUAGAAUAUCUUGUAGCUUGGUUAUUUUCUGAACUGUUAGCUUUUCCACUGCAUUUAACAGCAGCUUGUUUUCGUGAAGUACGUUGGCGUGAUAAACGAUAUCGUAUACGAUGGGGUGGGAUUUCUGAACGAAUUGAACAACAAAAUGUCAUAUAAUUUUAUAAUAAAUUUUGUUGAUAUAUGCAUUGAAAAAGAGUAACAACAUUUAAUUGUAGAUUAUUUAUUGGUGCAUUAUAUAUUUCUGAUAUUUUGAUCACUAAAUCUGGUCUUUCUACUUCAAAAUGACAAUAUUAUUUUAUAGGAAUUAAAAAAUUAAUCUUCAGUAUAUAUAUAUAUAACCAUUACUACUGUUGUUCUCUGUUUUCGUUUGUUCGUAUUGUUAUUUUUCACUGUGGUUAUUAUCAUUAUUACUAUUAUUAUUGAUAUGAGACCUAAAAGAAAGAUUGUAAAUAUAAAAAUAUAUACAUAUAUUAUUA
Messenger RNA from Schistosoma spindalis, 2356 nucleotides. The record is from the annotation of a GenBank genome assembly. NCBI's taxonomy places the organism in Eukaryota, Metazoa, Platyhelminthes, Trematoda, Strigeidida, Schistosomatidae.